This is a messenger RNA of Eutrema salsugineum, 1167 nucleotides long. RefSeq names its product putative F-box protein At3g22650. Gene Ontology annotation, molecular function: protein binding. Lineage: Eukaryota; Viridiplantae; Streptophyta; Magnoliopsida; Brassicales; Brassicaceae. The record is from RefSeq and is a predicted model, not a curated record. Bases 1 to 1167 code for a protein of 388 amino acids. The transcript has 2 exons.
AUGGCUUCGUCAAAGCGUUCGUCGUCGUCGCUACCUUUUGAGUUAGUAGAAGAAAUACUUUACAUGAUUCCAAUCGAAUCUUUGGCACGUUUCAAAUCGACAUGCAAACAGUGGUACGCUCUUAUUAAGGACAAAAGAUUCAUCUACAAACACUUUGAUCUCUCCCACAAACGAUUCAUACAAGUCGAUUUUCAUAAUAACUUGGUUAAAGUCUUCAAUCCUGAGACCAAAGCUCUCUCAUCUCUACAAGGCCCAACUAAAAUUCGUGCAAUGAUUCACUGCGACGGGUUAUUUCUAUGUAAGUUUUGGGAAAGUAGUGGGACUGAUUAUACAUCAAGAAAGCUCGCAGUUUGGAAUCCGUUUUUGAGACCAGUCAAAUGGAUCAAACCCUCGAAUUUUUAUAAAAGGGAUGAUGUCUACGGUUUUGGAUACGACAAAGUAUCUCGUGACAAGUACAAGAUCUUGAGGUUUUUGGACAAAUCACAUAUUGAGAUAUAUGAGUUCAAGUCUAAGCUCUGGAGAAGUGCUGAUGCUGCUCUCGAUUCGUGUGUAGAUCUUUGGUUUCCACAGCAUCAAGCUUUGUCUAUGAAUGGAAACAUGUACUGGAUUGCUCGAAGGAAAAAGAAGAAGGGUAACUCCGAUGAUAAAACGGGAAUCUUCAUCCAAAGUUUUGAUUUCUCUAGAGAGACAUUUAAAGACAUAGGCGGUGUUGUUCCCUUUGAAACUGAUUGUUUAGGUGUGAGUAGUGAUAGUACAUUAGUCAUAUCAGGUUUGGGAGGAGAUAGGCUUUCUUUAUUACGUCUACAUGAACGUGAGAAGAUUGAGGUGUGGGUUACAAACAAGGUGACUUAUGAUGGGGACGUUGUUUCGUGGAGCAAGUAUUUUCAUAUUACUCGUCCUGACCACCCGAUAUGUCCAAGUUAUUGCGGUUUCCCGGAAUAUUUCAUCAACCACAAGACCAGUAAUACCAUGGUUUGUUGCGGGAAAUAUGAUGCCACGACGCCUUAUUAUAUUGAUGUCGACGUCUACGAAAUGGGUGACGGUGACAUUAAAAAACACGUUGUCGCAGGAUUCGGACAUAGUAAGAGUUAUGCUUUUCUUAACAUUUGCUAUGUCUAUGUUCCAAGUCUGGUUCCGGUUCUUGAAGAAGACGAAGAUAGUCCAUGA